UGAAGCCUUGGCGUUAGCUCCCUAGCUGCUGUCGGCAGGGGCCAGGUGACAGCUUGAUUGAGGUCUCGCUGCCACUCGCAGCAGAUGUCGAAGCAGCCAGGCAAUGGGGAGGACCUGGAGCGGCCCCUCUGCGCGCGCUAAGCCGGGUCCCACAAAGUCGGUCGUUGGGGUAGGACUGUGGGCCGGUGCCUGGCCUUUGUCACCGUAGUAACUGCUAGCAUCACAGUUGUCCUCAGAACACUGCUGCGGAGCGAGGAGCGGGAGCAGAUGGAAGGCAGAUCCCCAAAGACCCGCUACAGAGACGGGUCCGGAAACUCGCCAUGCUGAGCAAGCAGCUGCAGCAAGUCCACCCCAAUGUGCUGGCCAAAGUGCUCAGACAGGGAGUCGUGUACCAGAAUGACGAGAUUGUGGUGAUCAACAAACCCUAUGGCCUUCCUGUGCACGGUGGCCCCGGGAUCAAGAAUUGUAUCACUGACGUGCUGCCAAUUUUGGCCAAGAUGCUGGAGAACGUGAGGGCCGAGCCUCUGCACCUCUGUCACCGGCUGGACAAAGAGACCACAGGUGUGAUGAUACUGGCGCGGAGCAAGGAGGCAGCGGACGAGAUCCGGCUCCUCUUCAAAACUCGCCAGGUGGAGAAGAUAUACUGGGCAAUCAGCUUGGGGGACCCAGACCCUGCUGAGGGGCUCGUGGAAAUCCCCAUUGUGGAGAAGGAGGUGCAGAGCCACCAGCCGCACUACAAGAUGACGCUGGCCCCGAACUACUGCCUGGCUCCCGAGGAUGGGAAGGUGGUGAAAAUCCGCAAGAACCGCAGUGCCGAAAGCGCCGUGACACGGUACCGUGUCCUGGCUAGCUCUUCUGCCUGCUCUCUCUUGGAGCUGCAGCCCAUUACAGGAGUGAAGCACCAGAUCCGGGUUCACCUGGCCUACGGGUUGGGGUGCCCCAUCCUGGGGGAUCACAAAUACUCGCACUGGAGCAAGCUGGCACCCCAGAAGCUCCCUGAAAUCACCUUGAAGAGGCUGAAACUGGAACAGACGAAGGCUCGCCACCUCCCCCUCCACCUCCACGCCCACCGGCUCUCCCUCCCUUUGGGCACUGGCAAGGACAAGCAGAUAGACCUGGUGUGCAAACCACCUGACUUCUUCAAAAGCACGAUGAUGAAGCUGAAGCUGGAGAUUCCUGAGGCCUGAGCAGAGGCAGGACAAGACUGGUGCUGUGCCUCUCUGCAUCUCUAGCACAUGGUAGCGCUGGGUCCAGCUGUUCUGCGGUGGCAUCUGCCUUAGAGCCAGUAGCGUGAAGAAAUCUAUGGUCUCUGCUGCUUGAGAGAGACUUUGCCUUUGGGUAACAGUGCUGCUGGCUUCAAACCAGGUACUGGAGUGUGUUUUCUGCCCGAUUUGGUGCAGGAUCGUGACUGGGUGCACUGAAGAGCUUCUUGUUCAGACAAACGAGGCUGGACAGAAAGUGGACUUGCUGUCCAUGCUCUGGACUUGUCUCUGAGCAAUAAAGGAUCCAGUUCCCAUGGUG
Struthio camelus australis is the source of this 1521-nucleotide messenger RNA. RefSeq names its product RNA pseudouridine synthase D4 (gene RPUSD4). Gene Ontology annotation, biological process: enzyme-directed rRNA pseudouridine synthesis. Gene Ontology annotation, molecular function: RNA binding; pseudouridine synthase activity. NCBI's taxonomy places the organism in Eukaryota, Metazoa, Chordata, Aves, Struthioniformes, Struthionidae. The record is from RefSeq and is a predicted model, not a curated record.